AACAGACACCAAGCGGAUUGUCCGAGGCGCCGGGAGCGCACUUUUACACCGGCUAGGCACUUUACGAAAUGCUGCCGCAGCACGGCCGCGGAUUGGCUGUGCGCAGAGUCUUGCCGCAAAUCAAGUCAGGGGUCGCUCUCCAGGGAUUUGAACAGUGAUGGACAGCUGUUGGACAUUGAUUUGGCGUAGCUGUUGACGGAGGAUUGAACGUGCGGUAACACAGGUUUUUUUUUCCUUUUUCUUUUUUUUAACCAUGGACCAAGAAGCUGUCUUUUGUGGCUUUCAGAGGAGGAGGAGGAGCGGCUGAGUUCUCUCCUCAGCUCAGUGCAAGUGUGAGAGAAUCGUGAUGCUGAUUUUUGGCCAAACGUGAGGCUCCCGCUGCCGAGCGGGCUUAAAUGUUUUGUCGGUACAGGUGCAGCAAGAUUUGACUGGACAGGAUCGGAGUUGUCACCAUGGCAUUCACCUUUAUAUUGCAUCCCACCUCCGUCUUUUCUGUCUACAAACCGCUGCCAAGAAUACAGGAAACAUGUCUACAGAUGUAACGGAUUCGCGGCGAAUUGAUGCUGCUGUGCUAUGAUCUCUGGGGACUAUCCGAGUUGUGUAAUGGUUUUAUUCCGUUUACAGCACAAGCUGUGCAUCCUCCGCGGAUGAUAGCUAAUUGGGCCCAAUGAUGUAGAGCCAAAUCCACCUGGAUCUAAUGUUCCCUCCUCUCGUGGCUCCCCUGUGACUUUUGCGCAUGUUCAAUUGUUUUUAUUCCCAGAGCUUUUCACCAUUCCCGGUUAUUGCUUUUGGUCAUUCCAUUUAAUUUAAAAAGCUUUUAGGAUGAAUGUUUGCUUUUAAAAGUGGCGAUUAAACCGUUUACUAACAUUUCAGAUUUAAAGUGCUCUGGCUGUUUGAACCGUCACCAGCUAUGGAAAGUUCAACUAAUAACAGUCAUUUAAUGCACCUCAUCCCAGGGACUAAAUAGUUCUCUUCCUACUUUUCAGUGGAACAAAACUUUUUCCUGUUGCGUAUAUUUGUUUAGAUAAAAUUCUGUCAUUGCGUCCAGUUUUCCACAAUGUCCAGAUCAAACAGUGUCAGCCCACCCGGAGUCGGUGCGCCCGGGUUGAGGGGAGGGACCGAGCACAGAUCAGCUUGGGGAGAGUCUCAGUCUGUGGCCAACGGGUGCCCAUACUCGGCCAGAUCCCCGCGCAGAAAGCUCACCCGGACCAACAGCCGGUGGAAGGAGGAGGAUGAGCUGGACCACCGGCAGCCCGGGCGAGCCUCCGCGACCGUCAGCAGGGUCAGCUUUAGGUCCAGGUCGGCUUGGCAGGACCAUGGAGAGGAGAGCCGAGACAAUAACCGCGCGUCCAUUAAACGUCCAGACGGCGAGGUGAGACCCAAGUCCGUGGAGCUGGGUCUGGAAGAGCGGAGAGCCAAGCCUAAGACCGACGAGGAAGAGGUCAUGCCCGAAGUAAACUUUUCCUUCGUGGCGUGCUGCACCAGCGUCAUGCACAUUUUUAAAUCCAAAAAAUUCCAGUCCGAGAAGUUGGAGCGGCUCUACCAGCGCUACUUUUUCCGUCUCAACCAGAGCAGUUUGACUAUGCUCAUGGCAGUACUUGUACUGGUGUACACGGUCAUGUUGGGCUUUCACUGCUCCGGUGGGACAAUAGGGCCGAGCGUAACGUAUGUGGUGGUAUUCUCUGUGGCCAUCUUCCUCACACUCGUACUCAUGGUGAUCUGCAACAGGAACGGAUUUCACCAGGACCACAUGUGGGUCGUGUGCUAUGUGGUCAUCCUGGUGGUGCUGGUGAUCCAAGUGAUCGGAGUACUGCUUGUACGGCCCAGAAGUGCCUCGGAGGGGAUCUGGUGGACCGUGUUCUUCAUCCAUGUCAUCUACACUCUGCUUCCCGUCAGGAUGCGCGCCGCGGUCAUCACUGGAGUUAUUCUUUCCGCCAUCCACGUGGCCAUUUCUUGGAUGUUAAACGGAAUCGACAGCUUUCUGUGGAAACAGAUAGUGUCCAACGUGCUGAUCUUUUCCUGCACCAACAUUGUGGGAGUGUGCACCCAUUACCCCGCCGAGGGCUCCCAGAGGCAGGCCUUUCAGGAGACCAGGGAAUGCAUCCAGGCUCGCCUCCACUCCCAGAGGGAAAAUCAGCAGCAGGAACGUCUGCUGCUCUCAGUACUUCCUCGCCACGUUGCCAUGGAGAUGAAAGCUGACAUAAACGCUAAGCAGGAAGACAUGAUGUUUCACAAGAUCUACAUCCAAAAGCACGACAACGUCAGCAUCUUAUUUGCAGACAUUGAGGGUUUCACCAGUCUGGCAUCCCAGUGCACAGCACAGGAGUUGGUGAUGACUCUCAAUGAACUGUUCGCCCGCUUUGACAAGUUGGCAGCGGAGAACCACUGUCUGCGGAUCAAGAUUUUGGGAGACUGCUACUACUGCGUGUCUGGUCUGCCAGAGGCGAGGGCCGACCACGCCCACUGCUGCGUGGAGAUGGGGUUGGACAUGAUUGAGGCUAUCUCGCUGGUACGGGAGGUGACUGGGGUUAACGUCAACAUGCGAGUGGGCAUCCACAGUGGCAGAGUGCACUGUGGGGUGCUGGGGCUCAGGAAGUGGCAGUUUGAUGUCUGGUCCAAUGAUGUCACACUAGCAAAUCAGAUGGAAGCUGGGGGCAAAGCGGGGCGUAUCCAUAUAACUAAAGCCACUCUGAAUUAUCUGAAUGGGGACUACGAUGUGGAACCGGGAACAGGAGGAGAAAGAAAUGCCUACCUGAAGAAGCACAACAUAGAAACCUACCUCAUUGUGGGCUGCAGUCAGAAAAGGAAAGAGGAAAAGGCCAUGAUUGCCAAAAUGAGCCGACAGAGGACCAACUCUGUCACCCACAACAGCGGACACUGGACAGACCGACCCUUUUACAACCAUUUGGGUGGACGCCAGAUCUCCAAAGAUUUGAAGAGGAUGGGCUUUGAAGACCCCAAAGAUAAAAACACACAGGAAAACCUAAACCCAGAGGACGAGGUGGACGAGUUUCUGGGCCGGGCCAUCGACGCGCGCAGCAUCGACCGCCUGCGCUCGGAACACGUCAAGAAAUUCCUGCUCACCUUCAGAGAGCCUGACCUGGAGAAAAAGUACUCCAAACAGGUGGACUCCAGGUUUGGGGCUUACGUGGCCUGCGCCUCCCUCGUCUUUCUCUUCAUCUGCUUCAUCCAGAUUGUCAUUGUGCCACCCUCCAGACUGAUGAUCGGCUUCUUCAUCACUUGCCUCAUUAUCCUGACGGCUGUUAUGUUCAUCUCAGCUGUGUACUGCUGUUUCGGGAUCUUCCCAGUGCCUCUGCAGACUCUCUCCAAGAGAAUAGUUCAGUCUAGACUAAACAGCACCUUGGUUGGUGUCUUCACCAUCAUCAUCGUCUUUCUUUCUGCUUUCAUCAAUAUUUUCACCUGCAGCAGCCAUGACCUGCGGAGUUGCAUCAGAGCGCAGCUCAACAUCAGCCUGGACAGUGUCAAUGCCUGCCAUGCUCACUUCCUCAACUACAGCCUAGACACACAGCGCAGCCCCUGUGGAGAUGAUGACCUCAUCUGCAGCUUUCCAGAGUACUUCUCGUCCUGUGUGCUGCUGAGCCUGCUGGCCUGCUCCGUCUUCCUGCAGGUCAGCAGCAUUGGUAAACUCUUCCUCAUGCUUUUCAUCGAACUCCUCUACCUUCUCAUCAUGGAGGUGCCCAAAGUGAGCCUCUUUGACAACCAGGACCUGCUGGUCAUGGCCAAUGUUGUUGAGCACAUGAAUGGAACAAGCUGUGUGGUAGACACCAAGGUUCCUCUGAAGAUCAUGACCCCAGUGGUGAUCACAGUCUUCGUCCUUGCCCUCUACCUUCACGCCCAGCAGGUAGAGUCAACGGCAAGGCUUGACUUCCUGUGGAAGCUGCAGGCCACAGAGGAGAAGGAGGAGAUGGAGGAACUGCAGGCCUACAACCGGCGUCUGCUCCACAACAUCCUUCCCAAGGAUGUGGCCGCUCACUUCCUGCAGCGUGAACGCCGGAACGACGAGCUCUACUACCAGUCGUGCGAGUGUGUUGCAGUUAUGUUUGCCUCCAUUAGUAACUUUUCCGAGUUCUAUGUCGAGUUGGAGGGCAACAAUGAGGGAGUGGAGUGCCUGCGACUGCUUAAUGAGAUCAUCGCUGACUUUGAUGAGAUUAUCAGUGAGGAUCAGUUCCGCCAGCUGGAGAAGAUCAAGACCAUCGGCUCCACGUACAUGGCGGCCUCUGGCCUCAAUGACUCCACUUACGACAAAGUUGGGCGGUCACACAUCCGUGCUCUUGCGGACUACGCCAUGAGGCUGAUGGACCAGAUGAAAUACAUCAAUGAACAUUCGUUUAACAACUUCAAGAUGAAAAUAGGUCUUAACAUUGGCCCAGUGGUGGCUGGGGUGAUAGGAGCGAGGAAGCCUCAGUACGACAUUUGGGGGAACACGGUAAAUGUGGCGAGUCGCAUGGACAGUACAGGUGUACCAGAGAGAAUCCAGGUGACCCCAGAGCUGUACCAGGUACUGAACUCCUAUAACUACACACUGGAAUACAGAGGAGUGGUCACAGUAAAGGGCAAAGGAGAGAUGAUGACUUACUUCCUCACCGGUGGACCUUCCAGCAGUUAACCCACACUAAGUGACAGACACAAGGGGGGUUAUACGCCUUAUGACAUAAUAAGUGGGCUUAGGACGGCCUGAGAUUGACCUUUUCUCGCAGCACUGAACCCUUCUUGAACCUGAGGCCGUAAAGGAUGAGAAAUAUUCAUCCCAGAGCCCAGCCUGUGGAGGGAGACGAUGAGCGGGAGAGGCCUUGCUAUGAAUCUGCCGUUGAGACCAAAGAUGUUCAGUCAGAGCGUAAAGACAGAUUUUUGGCCAGCUGCGUGAGUCUGGGUCCUGAAGGAAAAAUGUUCAAUAAGAAAUUUGAUUUGCUUCAAUCAGCCCCAUCUUCCGAAGGGUUUUUGGACAAACCUGUGGGAGGACAUAAGCUGUGUUACCUCCUCUCUUUCUCUGCCUUGCUCCUGCUGAAGUAUAUACAGUAUGUACAUGUAAAACACAGACAGUUUUAUGUGUAUGUAUAGGAUUUUAUGUACGGUUUGUAAAACCUUUUGUCCAUGUUGUGAUGCAGGUUCAAACUCUCAAGUAUGGACACUAAGCCAGCACUGCUGCACUAUCCGUCCUUGUAUCAUUAUCUAAUCGCAUCAGUAAUUAACAGAUUUACGGAGGACAUUGUCUUUAUUGCUGAAGACUGUGUCCUGCAGGUCACCAGGUUUCCUGAGGUUAUAUGGAUUUCCUUUUACAACAGCAGAAAGAAAACACUGCACAGUGUUUGCAGAAAGCUUACCCAUCAGAUGUGCAAAAUUACAACCUCAGUAGUAUCAACAGCAUACAUAUGUGUGUAUAUAUAUAUUCACAAACACACAAAACAAAGAGGAUGUCAGCGAAGAGCUUUUUCUAAUCUUCAACGUUUUCUAUUUUGACUUCAGAACACAAACCCUAUGAGAUAUAUUAAGAUUCUAUAUUUUGUACAUGAAUAUAUUAGAGAACUAUAUAAACUCCAGUGUGUAUUCAGAUGUACAUACUGUAUAACUCAUGUUGGGAUUUCAGAAGUCCUCACUGGUGUUGCCUGAUAUUAGCACUGAGUCACAGCUAAUAUACCGUUUAGCUUUAGCCUAUCACCGCUCCCGAAUGCCCUCUUUUUUUGGCCCUUUCUUCGCAUGAAGCAAGUUUCAAACCGAGUGAGGCGGCACUUUGGAUGACGAACCAGAGGAUGGACACGCAUCAGCCUUGGUGCUCAAAAGCCAUUUUUUUUGCACUCCGGUGCUUUCAGCCGUCCACCUCUUUGGGCUCUGCUCCCACAGCUCCCCGCUGGCUUGCUCAAUCAGAUGGUACGACCCAAUGAAUGUCCAAUGAUCUCCGACGAGGCCUUUAAUAUGGACUCUGUACUGACAACGGUGAUGAUGCUCAUCCUGUGGACAGGGACAGAUAAGCGCAUGUGGACAUGUGCCCCAUUAUCUGCAGUUUUCUUUCCUUAGCAGAGCAGUUCUCUUCAGUAUUACAUCUUUAUUCAGUGUGCCAUCAGACAAACUGACCUGGCUGUCUCAUAGACUCAAGUGAUUUUUAAUAUUACCAAAUACUUUGCUUGGUUUAGUUUGUUUUGGCUGUCAUGGGAAUAAGUAAACAUCUUGAGAGAAUGUCAAGUUUUCACCUGAGAAUACUGAACAACACAGAAAAUUUUAGAGCUGAGAUCAAAGGAUAAGGCUAGCAGACUAUAUAUAUAAAAAAAUGGACGCAAGCAUGUGUGACCUCACCCAUUAGUUUGUGAAGUAUUGUUAAACCUUGAGCUAAGUGUUUAGAGGUCGCUGGGGGUGGAUCUCACCGAGAAGCACUGUACAUUUAUCUGGUAGCAACUUGUACAUCACAAGGUAGCCCCGCCCUAAACCAUGCUCUGCUUUAUUGUCCUUUUUGACUCUAACGAGAGGUCAGUUUACAAACUGAAUAUUAUGCUGUAUUCGAACACUUGAAACUAGCAAUCAAGACCAUAAACUAAUUAGGAAAAUGCUUACAGAGGUCGCAGAUAAGAGAAACCUAAUGGCUGUUUUUCCAUAGAUUUUUAUAAAAACCAAGCUGAUUUUGGUAACCAGAGUCGCCCCCUGCUGGCCAUUAAAUGCACGUUUAAGGCACUAAAACUGCAUCGGCUUCAAUUUUCAGUCCAUACUUUAUAUAGAGUCCAAUAUAAUUUGAUAUUAUUAUUAUUACCACUGUCAGCAGAUCUCAGAAAAAGAGCAAAAUGAACAUUUUAAGUAAUUCCUGCAAUAUCUUCUCCAUUUGCACCUUGUGGAAAACAAACUGAAUUUGUGCAUGAAUUUUGUAUCAAACUAGUUAUUUAAUACACACGUGGUAUGUUAGGCAAGUAAGUAUUUACAGCAUUAGGAUGCUGUAUGUGGAAGCAAAAUGAACUGCAAUCUAUGGACUUCAAACUGUGCCAUCUGAGUAAUUAGCCUUAGCUUCUAUUUAAAUCCUGCAUAUUAAUAAAUUAAUUUGAUACUGCUAUCAGAAAUUAAUAAAUUUGGACACUUUCCAUUAAAAAUAAGAAAUGGAGAGUUGAAUGUGAAAAGAUCAUGUUGUCAUGUAGUCUGACCAAUCAGAGCUCUGCUGCCACUCAGUGGGCGGGUUUUAAGUUUGUGGAAACUGUAAACGUUUAAGCUGGAGCCAAAUAUUUUUGGCAGUCACAUCAAUAAUUGUAAUUACUAAAGUGCAGUUUAAGAGCAUUUUAAAAAAAAAUGUAGCAAUAUUGUUUAAAGUCAGAAUGAGGUAAUCAAUUACUUAGCACCAGUAUUUCAUGAUAGUUCUGAGUAUGUAAUGAAUGAAACACGUGCAAAUGAAACAAGUUAUUAAACACGAUCGACUUGUUUCAACCUAUUAAUUUAUUUUAAUUUGAAACUGAAAUUGUUAUUUAUGGAAUAGCUGCAAGAAUGAGCCUCACUGACUUUUGCUUUUGAAGGAGCCGCAGGGCACAGAGGAAUACUAGGUAGCAGGAUUUUACUCCACGGAAAAUACUUGUCAGCAGGAUUACUGAAUUUACUGAAUUUUGGUCUCUUCAUUGGAUUUUGUUGACAGUGAAAAAUAUUAGCACCAGCCUUAUCCUUUGAAUUUCAUUCCCGUAUGAAGAGUAUGACAGAAAAUGGCACUAUGAUUUUUGAGCCUGUGGAAUAUGGAGGGGGCGAAAUGCCUGCACUGGUGGUUUUUAUCUUUAUUAAUGUACUGUACUGCUGCAACCAUUAUCUUCACACACCCCUGCUAAAACCUGUAGGUGUCAUCCCACUUGGUUAAUUGAAUGCAGUGCCAUUCUACACCCAUGUCAUCCCCUCUUUCUACUGUUCAUUGUGCAUGAAUGUGCCAUUAGGGAACACAAUGGGGGUUGGAGAGGCACAGAUCAGAGAUGAGGGGGUGUAGCUACGAGGUGCCCGAGUGGAUCCAUUCUUAAAAGGUACAGCAAUCUCACUGGUGGCAGUGUCUGUGACACAAAUGGCUUCAAAGACAAAACUGUGGAUUGUUUUUGUUGCCAUGCUGAACAUUAUGCUUAUUUUUUUUUUAAACAGUAAAAUAAACUGCUGAGAUGUUUCACAUGUA
Archocentrus centrarchus (flier cichlid) is the source of this 8131-nucleotide messenger RNA. RefSeq names its product adenylate cyclase 5 (gene adcy5). The transcript has 21 exons. Gene Ontology annotation, cellular component: plasma membrane. Lineage: Eukaryota; Metazoa; Chordata; Actinopteri; Cichliformes; Cichlidae. Gene Ontology annotation, biological process: cAMP biosynthetic process; adenylate cyclase-activating G protein-coupled receptor signaling pathway; intracellular signal transduction. The record is from RefSeq and is a predicted model, not a curated record. The coding region runs from base 1058 to 4627 and encodes 1189 amino acids. Gene Ontology annotation, molecular function: adenylate cyclase activity.